AGAUUUCUCUCCAUGUCUUUCAAGAUAGCAAUCAGGUUUUUGGGUCUGGCUUUCCCAAGUAGUGUCUACAUAUGAUUUUAUAAGCCUCUAAUUUAAUUUUUAUAACCCAGUGUCCGAGGACUUUUGGAAGGUUUGGUUUUUUUUCCUUGACUGGCUCAUGUUCACAUCAACUGAUUUGUGACAUAAAUUUGUGAUAUUGAACUUUCUGUGACAUUUUUUUUCCUACAGAAGGUCAAACUUAAUAGAAAAAUUGGAAGUAUGCCCAAUGAAAAUCCGUACAGCAGGUGGGCUUUAUCAAUGAUGUAUUUUCAGAAAAUAAAUAUUGAUUGUUGUUGACAAUACUUCUAAUUCCCAUAGGCUUUGUCUGGAUCUUUUCUCCAAUUUAACAGGAAUUAAACCAGCAUGACCCAAGAGCAGAAUAUCAUUCAAAACAAGGAAGGAUCUCAUCCACAGCUCUACAGAACAAACAUGGCAAAGAAGCAAUAGAGGUGAAAAUCCCACAGAGUCACCAGGAUGUGAUGCCCAAUGAUGAGCAGUAAUUACUGCAGCAACACUUCAGCCAGCAUGAGUGUCAAUGAAAUGUCUGCCUUCCCUCUGACUUUAGAGCAAAAAACUGGCUUUGCCUUUGUGGGGAUUUUGUGUGUUUUCUUGGGACUUCUAAUUAUCAGAUGCUUCAAAAUCUUGCUCGACCCCUACAGUAGUAUGCCUUCUUCUACAUGGGAAGAUGAAGUUGAGGGGUUGGAUAAAGGAACAUUUGAAUAUGCUCUUGCAUGAAAACUCACAGAACAUCCUGCCUUAAAAUUGCUGUUGAUUUCAUUUUGGAAACCAACCGUUGUUAUUUUGUUAUACAUAUCUGCCUUUUGGAGAUAUGUUGGUGGCAUCCAUUUUGUUAAAUAAAUAUCUGUUGCAAACUCGAAA
Messenger RNA from Athene cunicularia (burrowing owl), 918 nucleotides. RefSeq names its product cortexin 2 (gene CTXN2). The coding region runs from base 526 to 774 and encodes 82 amino acids. The transcript is spliced from 2 exons. Lineage: Eukaryota; Metazoa; Chordata; Aves; Strigiformes; Strigidae. The record is from RefSeq and is a predicted model, not a curated record.